Molecule: messenger RNA, 1272 nt
Organism: Trypanosoma grayi
Lineage: Eukaryota; Euglenozoa; Kinetoplastea; Trypanosomatida; Trypanosomatidae
Exons: 1
Coding region: 1-1272 (423 amino acids)
Source: RefSeq, a predicted model, not a curated record
AUGUCGCGCGGGCCGCCGCUGCCUCGGCACUUCAAGCGGCUCUUCCCAGCCGGCGCAACGCUGCUGCGGAAACUGCUGGUCGGCGUCGUCGCGCUGGCGCUUCUCGCGCUCGUCAUUUUACUGCCGCCAGCGAGCAGUCCGCUCCGCACUCGUGUGCACCACUACCACCGCGAGGAGAUGCGGCUGCGCGGCGAGGGCCGGCUUCAGGAGGUGCUGCUGGGAGACGACACAGUCGAGCCGUGUAACAAUGACAGGUGCGGCGUCGCGGUUACGAUGGGUCAGGAGAAGGUGGUGGAGUUGACAGUGUUCAUUGUGUUUCACCGUCGCUUGCACGAGCGGUUGUACGAGGGUCUCGCAUGGCCAGCGCUGCUACCGUCUUCUGUCACCGACGCCGCCACGACGCCCACUCGCCCUGUAGCAGCAGGAACAACGACAAACACGCGAGGAGUCAUUGAGAAACUACUGACGUACCGCCGGACAUUUGGCAGGCGCAACGGCAACCGCAUAUUUUUUAUAGCAACGAAGGAGCCGCUGGAGCACCGCUACUCGCCGCAGAUGGUUGAGGGACGUCUGCUGCGCGAGUGGGAGAUGCCCGGCUACGCGGCCAACACGAGCUUCCUGCAGAUGUACAGCGCCAUCAUAACGGUGUACCGCAGUGGCAUCGUGGGCAGGCCUCGCACGGUGGCGGGAGAGGAGUGGGUCGCCUUCCUCGAGUACGACAUGCGCAUUGAUCAGCAGCUGCUGCACCGCAUCCGACGACGAAUCCUGCGGCAACCCCGGGUCAAUCAGCAGACGUACCCUCAUAGUCUUCAGCAGCAGCUACACAGGUUGCCCCGCUGUUGCAUUUUUUAUGGCGCCUCGUACAACACACUGUUCCUGCUGAACAACUCCCUUGGCCGCCAGCUCUUGCGGGAGUAUAACAAUUUCUUCCAGACGUCUUUCUCGCUGCUGGACUUACCGCCAGUGAGCGCAACAGGCGCAUUCGUGGUGCCGGCGGAAGUGCUACACCGCAUCGCACCUUUCCUUGAGAGCCUUGUCAAUCUUUUGGUGGUCAACCGUAGCGCCCGCCGCGGCCUGGACGCCACAACGCCCCCUGCUUCGGAAGGCAAGCGCACCAGUAAUGCAUUAGCCGGUUCGCCGCUGGAAGUGAUGGAGGCCGCACUGGCGCUUAGUUUGGGGCUGGAGACCGAUUACGUGUAUGUGGAGGUGCCCAUCCGUCACAUGACGGAGCGCGAGUUAGAGGAAUUGGAAGAUGAACACACAGACUCGUGA